Molecule: messenger RNA, 1116 nt
Organism: Adineta steineri
Lineage: Eukaryota; Metazoa; Rotifera; Eurotatoria; Adinetida; Adinetidae
Source: the annotation of a GenBank genome assembly
AUGGAAGAUAAAAAGCUUCUUAUUGGCAAAAAUGAAGAAGAUGUAGAGAUGGCUGCAGAACGAGCAACUGUAUUAGAUGCAUCACCAGAAUACAAAUCUCAAUCCGAGAAUAAAAACAAUAUUAAACAAUCUACUCGUUCACAAACAGGGUCCCUGAUAACUAUCAUUAGUGUUACAAUAUGGUUUAUUUUCAUUAAAAAGACCGAAGCAACAAUUAAUAAACCAAAGUGGAACAAAUGGAAACAAAAUGGCAUCACUGUAGCUGGUGGAAAAGGAGAAGGACAACAAUUGAAUCAACUCAAUCGCCCUUUUGGAAUCUUUAUUGAUAAAAACAAAAAUAUUUUCAUUGCUGAUUGUGAAAAUCAUCGUAUUAUUGAAUGGAAAUAUAAUGCAAAACAAGGACAAGUCAUUGCUGGUGGAAAUGGCAAAGGAAAUCGAACGGAUCAAUUGAAUAGUCCAACAGAUGUGAUUGUCGAUCAACAAAAUCAUUCAAUCAUUAUUGCUGAUCGGAGGAACAGACGAGUGAUCCAAUGGUUGAAUCAAACUCAACAAAUUCUCAUUGAUAAUAUUAACUGUUAUGGGUUGGCAAUGGAUAAAUAUGGAUAUCUUUAUGUUUCUGAUACUGAGAAGAAUGAAGUGAGAAGAUGGAAAAUGGGAGAAUACAAUGAAGGAACUGUAGUGGCAGGUGGAAAUAGUCAAGGAAAUAAACGCAGUCAACUCGAUCGUCCUGCUUAUACCUUUGUUGAUAAAGAUCAAACUGUUUAUGUAUCAGAUUGGGGCAAUGAUCGUGUGAUGAAAUGGAGAAAAGACGCAAAAGAAGGAAUAGUUGUGGCUGGAGGAAAUUGUCGAGGAGGAAGUCUCAAUCAAUUGUUUUUUCCUGAAGGAGUAAUUGUUGAUGAUUUGGGUCAAAUCUAUGUGGUAGAUUCUUGGAAUAAUCGAAUCAUGCGUUGGUGUGAAGGGAAAAAAAAAGGUGAAGUUGUUGUUGGUGUAAAAGUUUCAGGGAAUCAAUCAAAUCAAUUGAGUUGGCCCACAGGUCUAUCUUGUGAUUAUGAAGGAAAUCUUUAUGUUGUUGAUCCGAGAAAUAAUCGAAUUCAAAAAUUUGAAAUAAUUUUGUGA